Messenger RNA from Thunnus maccoyii (southern bluefin tuna), 1008 nucleotides. RefSeq lists its product as uncharacterized. The record is from RefSeq and is a predicted model, not a curated record. Lineage: Eukaryota; Metazoa; Chordata; Actinopteri; Scombriformes; Scombridae. Bases 133 to 774 code for a protein of 213 amino acids. Gene Ontology annotation, cellular component: membrane. The transcript has 7 exons.
GAUAUUCCAGCUCCUGCCUCUGUAUGGGAGGUCACCCCUUCUUCUCUUUUCUCACGACCAAACAUACGACCUGUGACAGUUUUGUGGUUGUUUACCCAGUUGUAGCAACUGGAGAUAUAAAAUUGUGAAGACAUGGCUGCUGAUGACAAGAAAUCUACAUUUUUCCGGAAGCCCAGUUCCACACUGUGGACUUCAACAUCUAUAGUGAUAAUAUAUGCGGUCUGGUGUUUAGUGUUGCUCAUCUUGACAGCAUCAGGACACCUUUUGAAUAGCCGGAGCUUUGAAUGCGUGAACAGCCAGGAGGACGUGACCAGGCUGAUAAACGAAGCCAGACUUGUGUAUUUGGGCUCAGGGCUCAGCAUGGCAGCCUGUAUCUUGCUACUGCUGGAAUUCUGGAGGAAGAAGGGCUUCUAUUUAAAAGUGUUACUGGGUACGAACAUUUGCCUGCUUUUGGUUCUGGCUAUAUAUUCUGGACGCCUUUUGAAAGAAGAGACUCAGGAGCUACAGGAGUUUGAGAAGCGCUACUUGGCUCUGCUACCUCUGACAGAUAAGCCACCAAACACACACAACCAGCUGACUGACACAGUCUGUCGUACACUCGAUAAUGUGUAUCACUGGCAGGCUGAGUUUAAGUGUUGUGGACUCCAAAGCUACCAAGACUGGAAGUCCCCGAUCCCAGACUCCUGCCUAUGUGACAGAGAGGACAACAGCUCCGGAUGUGUUGGAGUUGGAGACAGCCUUGUUUAUGAAAAGGUAAAAUAUAGCUUUAGUUAAACUGAAUUAUUUAAGGCCCUGACAAUCCUUUUUUUCCCCGUCACUGUCCUAGUGAUGUUGUCCUACAUGAACACACUCAAUUUUCUGCCAAAUUAAAGUGCUUUUUUCAAGUGAGAGAUUUCUAUAUAUUAGGCUUGGACUGCUGAAAUACUUAUUUACAGCCUCUCAAUCAUCAAAAUUCAAGAGAAGACUUGAUCAUCCCCUUAAAGAUGAUCGUAAAUAAAUAUACCAGCA